CAAACCGCCUUUUGAUACCUUUCGUCUUGUUCGUAACGCUUAUUUGCUUUGGAAAGUUCGAAUUUAUUAAUAUUUUACGUGUGAUUUCCUAUUUGGAAUAAAUAGUUGAUCAGCGAAAAAGUAUAAAACUUUGGCACUUAUAAUUAACAACUUAAUCGACUCAUGACCUCCUACAUUUUCUCAGUGAAUCGAUUCCUCAAAUUCUCCUUAAUCAUCGUUCUUUGGUAGUACAGUGUUUUUUAAAUCAAAAAAUUAUAGUAUCUUAAUUACUAUAUUAUUGUAAAAAGUAAUGAAUUAUUUUUUAAAAUUUUAAACGGCAGGUAAUUAAGUUUUAACAAAACAAUGUAGAUGUAUUAUGAUCUUAUCUAAUCAUGUUGGAGAAAAGUAUUAUAGUAGCUUACAUAGUUCAAUACGGUCGUAUAUUUGACUUAUUUUUAUAUGUUUCGAUAAUAUUUUUUAUAGUAUUUAUCAAUUGUUUAAUAUGACGUGUUUUUAUCCAAUUUCAGAUAUUGAUUUCAAAUACUAAACAUACAUACGAGGAACUAUGGACAAGAAACGACCGAGCAGCUUCGUAAGUUUUUUCCGUUAUAUGCAGUAAAUAGUCAGGGAAUUUCUCUCCCUCUAUAACUGAUGAUAGCUAACGGAUGUAGUAUAUAUUACCUUAGAGGCCUACAAUCGGCCACUAAAGACAUAAUUAAUAAUUUGGUUUACAUUUGCUCUCUGGAUCGUUUAGAGUAGCAUAAGCUGUACAUCAUGACAACAAAACGCAAACUGACUAGGCGUUCCUCAGUGUUUUCUUCUGGGUCUAUUUUAGGAAGAUUAAGUUCUAUGUAUAGCAAUAACAGUCGCAGUAGUAAAAAAAGUUUUGAUGAUGAGAAAGAGCUUCAAAUUGGGACAAUUGGUAAAUCGAAGACCAAGCACAAACAAAGCCAUAUAAGUACAGAAUCUUUGCCUUCCGUUAAUCCUGAUUGGAUAAAAAGUAUGGAUAAAAAAGAAUUGGAAAAGAAAUUCAAACAGGCUAUGGAGAGCAUGAACAUAAACUACGAUGACAAAAAGUUUAAAGAAGAGACAAUGAGGCAAAUCGUGAUUAGUCAUUAUGCACGACAACAACAUCAGGAUGUUAGCAGUUUCGUAGAGGAGCUAGAGAAUCCUAAUCUAGAUCUGAAAAGACGGGAAACCUUGCUUAGAGAAACAGCUGUUACUUUACGUAGUAGUCCGUUGGAAUCUAUCGAAAAGUUUAAAAAUCUGGGUGGCUUAUCUACAGUUUUAAAACAAAUGGAAAAUGUUUACUCAAGGAGCUUUCAAGAUUUUGAAAAUUAUAAACCUAUUCUACUGGAAUGCCUAAAAGCUCUGAAAUCGUACAGUAAUAAUAAAAUAGGUCUGACUGAUGUUUUGAAUAAUGACGAAGCAAUAAACCUCAUAUGCCGAGCCGUUGAUCCUCACGAUGCAAAUUGUAUGCUGGAAGCCGUAAGACUAAUAUCUGUCUUUUGUAUAGUCCCUCCUUCAGGGCAUAGAAAAGUAUUGGCCGGUCUGACAGAUUGCAGUAUGACAACGAAAAAACCAAGAUUUACACCGAUAAUUGAAGGCCUAACUCUAAAGCCGGAGAAUGCUACUCUUACAACCGUUUGCCUCCAACUCAUUAACUGCUUGAUUACUUAUGCUGAAGAUUUGGAUUUUCGUGUUCAUCUCAGGAAUGAAUUCUAUCGAUAUGGUCUUAGGGAGUAUAUGGAUACUGCUGAAAAGAAAAUUGACUGCUAUCACAAAGACAUUCAAACUCAAAUUCAGGGUUUCGUAGGGGUUAGAAAUGAAGACGCAGAAGACUAUGCAACUAGAGCCCAGGGUGUCAUGGAGGAAUUAAAAUAUCCUUUUGUUGAUUUUUAUGAUUAA
Molecule: messenger RNA, 1887 nt
Organism: Dimorphilus gyrociliatus
Lineage: Eukaryota; Metazoa; Annelida; Polychaeta; Dinophilidae
Source: the annotation of a GenBank genome assembly